Acaromyces ingoldii is the source of this 3140-nucleotide messenger RNA. RefSeq lists its product as hypothetical. Gene Ontology annotation, molecular function: TFIIIC-class transcription factor complex binding. Lineage: Eukaryota; Fungi; Basidiomycota; Exobasidiomycetes; Exobasidiales; Cryptobasidiaceae. Gene Ontology annotation, cellular component: transcription factor TFIIIB complex. The record is from RefSeq and is a predicted model, not a curated record. Gene Ontology annotation, biological process: RNA polymerase III preinitiation complex assembly. Bases 37 to 3105 code for a protein of 1022 amino acids. The transcript has a single exon.
CAUCACCACCAGAGACGAGAGAAGGGGAGACGGAGGAUGUCGUCGCGCAUCGACAAGCCUGGCGCGGUCAAGUUCCGACCGGGACCUCCGGGAAAGGGGCGCCCCUCGGGUGGCGUGCCCAUCUCGCAACCCACACGGCCGCAACAGUCACGGCAAGCACCUCCUUCGUCGCCAUCCUUACCUCCACAGCAUCAAGAUCAGCAGCAGCAACGACGACCCUCAUUGCCCCCUUCGCCCAGCCUUGCACCCACCUCGCCGUCUGUGCGAGCGCAAGGCCACCCAUCUGUUCCUAUCGUUUCCCCCUCGAGGAGGCCUCCGGCCCUUGGCGCCCCCAUUGCCACGCCCUCGAAUCGCCGGGAAGACGCGCCUUCGCGCUCCUCUGGCGGCGUGCCAAUCCGGCUACCUUCGACCAUACCCGGCGCCCCCGGCGCAUCGCCGCGCAUGAGGACCGCACCUUCCCCGAGCCCCGUGCCUUCUCUUCCCGGCUCGUCGAUGGGCGGCAGCGGAAGCGCGACCAAGACAAAGAGCUACGCAUUCGUGUCGCCCGCUUCCAAGAAAGUAGGAGGAGGCAGUGGUGGUGGCGUUCCAAUCACGAUCGGGAUAUCGGGGCCAGGGCCGGGGAGGGACGCUUCCAUGGGCCCUCCGCUCAGAGCGCCGACGCCUAGGGCGCCUUCAGUAGGACCUUCUAUCGGUAGGAGGUCGGUGACGCCCUCGCCUCGUCAGCCGUCGGACACGCCUGUCCCUGCUGUCUCGUCCGCGCCCGUGCAACGUAGAGAAGAAGGUAGCACUUCCAAGGCCAAUGGAAGGGGAAGACCACAGCCAGAAGCCUCGGCGGAGGAUGGUAGCCUAGCAGCGCCAUCCCAACAGGAAUCCUCAAAAGAGGCCUCCAAAGACUUGGAAACACCUGGAGAGACUUCAUCCAAACCUGCCUUGACGAGACGGUCAAAGCGUACUAGCGGCAAGGAGAAAGAGCUACCGACGAGACAGUCCAACGGCGAUGGCCAUGAGGAGCAGGCCCUCCCAGAGCCGGAAGCAGAGUCAGAUCUGGAAGACUCAAACGCAGAAGACGAGUACAGGCCGCCGGUGAAGGCCAAGAGGAGCCGACGCGGCAAGAACAAGGAGAUUGAAGACGUCGAGGGCGCCACAUCAGAGCCCGACGUAGCGUCAUCUGCAACUCAGGCAAAGGUCGCAAAGAGGUCACACAACCCGAGAAAGGCUUCGACCCCUGGUCUGGCACAGGAGCCAACGUCGACAAAGACGGGGAAGCGCAAGAAGACUAGUGAAAGAAAGACGGGAGAACCAAAGAGGCCCAUGAAUGCGUUCUUGCUCUUCAAGAGAGACUUUUCUGCCAACGAUCGCGAGAAGGCACAUGGCUUGACGGGCCUGACGGCCCAUCAGGACCAGAUGAAGCGGGCUAGCCAUGCCUGGAACGCCAUGGAGGCCGCCGACAAGGCAAAGUACAAAGUCAUUGCCGAGGAGCUAAAGCGCAAGUACGAUGAAGAGGUCCAAGCCUUUCGCGCGAGCCAAGCGCCCGACGAAUCGUCCGCGAGUGAAACGGAAGGAGGAGAGACGUCCGAGGGAGGCAGCAAGAGUGGCAGGAAGAGGCGGUCGGCGAAGCGCAGAAGCAAAACGACGACGAUUUCCGAAGACGAGGCAGAGUAUUUGGCCGAUUUGCAGAAGUUUGGGCCAGAACUGCGUGGGAAUCGCAUUGAUAUCAACUCAACGACGAUGGAGGACAUCAGCUCAGCGAGCUUCAAGAGGGGUCGCAUUGGCACGAGGACAUUCCACAUGGAGAAAAUUCUCAAACAGAAGCGGGAAGAGAGGAGGAGAGAGCUGAGGAAUGAAAAGGAUCGGGCGAAGGCGGGGGGAAACAAUGUCAAGGGAGAAGAGGUGGGCCACAAAGAAGAGCAGCAGGCUGGAGGCAGCUCAAGCAAAGGCAUGGCAGCGCUCACCUCACGCGGGUACAUUGAGGGCGAGGAGGAAGAAGUCAUUGAGCCGAGCGAUACCGAAGCCGCACGUCCCAAUACAGGAUCCGAUCGAGGCCAAGACGAUGAUGAUGACUUUGACGAAGAAGAAGUCGACGACGAGGAGGGAGAAGGAGGAGCCUCUGAUGCAGAGUCCGUCGGAGCCAUGUCCAACGCGACUGCCUCGACGCACCACACCCUGCGCGAGAAUAGAUUUGCGGUGCAGACGCGCAUCGUCGACGGCAAAAUCGUAAUCGACGACGCCUCAUUGCAGGUCAGCCUUGGCCAAGACCCGAGCAUGGACGGCGUAGGAGCUGAAUACAUCGACGAGAACGAGCGCGAAAAGUUUGUCAAUUCCGCCAGCUGGAGCAAGCGGCGAGGCCGAGAAAAGUGGACGGUUGAGGAGACGUCGCAAUUCUUCAAGGCUGUCUCAAUGUGGGGCACAGAUUUUGAAAUGAUUUCGAGGAUGUUCAAAUCGCGCGACAGGGCGUCGAUCAAGAAGAAGUGGCGCUUCGAGGAGGGAAAGAAUCCGAGGAUGCUGGACGCCGCAUUUGCGAGGCGGUUGCCCGUUGACUUGACCGAAUACGGCGUGCUGACGGGUGUCGAUCUGUCGGGUGAAGCUCCCCGAAUCGAGGCGAGAAGCUUUGAUCCUGACGCAAGCAUGACUGAGGAUCAGAAGAGAAACAGGAGCAAGAAAGAGGAAGGCGACCAUGCAGAAGACGAGGAAGCGGCAGAUGAAGAGGAAAUUGUAGAAGAGGAAGGCGGGGCCUCACCGACGAGAGUCAUCCGCAAGAAGAGCACGACACCGACCCGGAGCCCAGGACUUUUGCGAGGCGAAAGCCAAGAAGCUUCGCUGGCCAUCGAAGAGGGCGAUCAAGAAGACCUUCCUGCCCUCGAUGCGAGCGCGUCGAAACAGAAAAGGCGAUCGAGCAACGCAAACGCAAUCAGUGUCCCUACCCGACAACGCAGCCAGUCUAUCUCGAUGUCUACGUCUACGACAGCUGUAUCGGGUGGUGCUGGUGGAAGGGACAAGGAGAGGCAGGAGAAGCAACAGAGAGAAAAGCUCCGGAGAGAAAAGGAAAUGGCGAGGAGAAGGCCUGUGGCGGCCGACGACGAAGAUGUGGAAAUUGUAGAGGAGUGAGAUCACCGCUGUAUGAUAUAAUGGAACCUUGUGCU